Molecule: messenger RNA, 1872 nt
Organism: Peronospora belbahrii
Lineage: Eukaryota; Oomycota; Peronosporomycetes; Peronosporales; Peronosporaceae
Source: the annotation of a GenBank genome assembly
AUGAAUCCUACCAAGAUUAUCGCUCACCUCGUACUUAUCGCAGCUGCAAUGAGCAAGCUUGCGGAUGCUAGCAUUUCUAGCCAGCAAACUAGCGCCUCAACCGAAAACGUCUACACGAAGUCUACGGAACCGUCGACGGAAACCUCUGCGCCGGCAUACGGCACCCUUGACGUGACUUCAAUGGCCACGCCUGCGCCGACAACGAACGGCCCUGUUGCGCAUCCAGAAGCCACGCCUGCGCCGACAACGAACGACCCUGCUCCGACUCCAGCAGUCACGCCUGCGCCGAUAACGAACGACCCUGCUCCGACUCCAGCAGUCACGCCUGCGCCGAUAACCAACGACCCUGCUCCGACUCCAGCAGUCACGCCUGCGCCGAUAACGAACGACCCUGCUCCGACUCCAGCAGUCACGCCUGCGCCAAUAACGAACGACCCUGCUCCGACUCCAGCAGUCACGCCUGCGCCAACACAUGCCGCGACAGGUUCGACGUCUGUUGAUGGCGACAAACACAACGAUGAACCAAGCGCGAUGCCCGGAACUCCUGCUCCAUCUGACACUACUGACAAAAAUGGACUGAGCAGUAACGUUAUGAGCUCUGCGUAUGGUCAAGACUCUGUCAACGGAGUCGCACCGGGUACUGGUAAAGUCGACGGAGUGCCAGGCAGCACGAACCAAGGCGGUAAUGAUGCAGUUAGCAAAGACGCUGCGGGCUCUCCUCAUGGUCAGGGCGUUUUAAGCGGCGAAGUUUCUGGCAGCCCGUUCGGUGCAGUGAGUGGUGGCAACUCGGUUGCCCCUCACGGUAACAACAAUACCGAUGUCGCCGCAUCCGGUAGUGCACCAGGUGGCAAAAACAAAGUCAGUGGCGACAUUGCGAGCUCUGCUCACGGUCAAGGCACUGUCGACAAAUUUGCACCAGGUAUUACCCAUGUGGGCGAUGCUCCGGGCAGCGAGGGUGACAGCGAAGACAGCAAAGACAGCAACGACAGCAACGACAGCAAAGACAGCAAAGACAGCAAAGACAGCAAGGUUAAAGGGAGCGGUGACGCUGCUCACGACCAGGACUCUGCCAACGCCAAUGUUUCCAGUAGCGCAUACGGCGGUGGAAAAGAUGCAUCGACCAGCAAUGUUACGGACUCUGCUAACGGCCAAGGCUCUAGCAACACCGCUGAUUGGAGUGCCGCACCAGGCGAUAAUGGUGGCGGUGCGACAGACAGUGCCAACGAUGCGGGCAAGAAUGAAUCGACCAACAAGGUUACGGAUACUGCUAACGGCCAAGGCACUACCAACAGCGUCGUAUCGAGUGCUGCAACAGGCAACAGUGUCGGCGGUGCGCCAGGCAAUACUGCAUCGACGAACAUGGUUCCAAAUGCUGCUAACGGCCAAGGCUCUACCAACAGCGUCUCAUCGAGCGCUGGAACAGGCAACAAUGAUGGCGGUGUACUAGGCAGCGCGAACGAAGGUGGCAACAAUGCUAUGAAGACCGAGGUUUCGAGCUCUGCUAAUGGCAAGAGCGACAUUGAUAACGGUAAGCCUGGUGAUGCCAAUGAUGAUAAUGUCGGAGGCGUACCAGGCGGCGCCGUAUCGGGUGGUACUUACAGUGUUGUUAAUGGUAAAUCUUACGGUGCCGUGGAUGAUGACGAUGACGCGUAUGAUGGCGUUGGUGGUGCACUCGGUAGAGGCGUCGGCGCUGGCUUACUGGGUGUCGGCGUAUCGGGCGUUGGCCUUGGGGGCGUCGGCGUUGGUGUUGGUCGUGGCAUUCUUGGAGGUCACUUUGUAGGCGGAAUUGGCAGAUCUGGCGGUGUGUACGGUGGUGUCUCGGACGAUGUGGAUGAUAGUGAUGUUUACGGAGACGGGUUUAACCGCGUUUGA